AGAAAAGAGGCAGAAAACAACAGCCAGAAGAGAAACUAAAAAUGCGGGAAGCAACUCAGCACAGUCGUUACAAGUCAAUUGUCGAGUAAAGACGUGUGUAAAGCUUGAAUAAAAGCACUGUUGAUGUAACACAUUUACUUACUACUAAUAAGACUAAACUAAAUCGCGGUAACAAAUAGUGCCUCUUGUAUAAAUAAAUAAAACGGUUUCAUUACUAAAAUAAAACUUUUUGUUAAUUAAACGCUAUUAUUAAAAAUUAUUCAAAUAUCUAAAUAACAUAUAAACGCUAAAUUACAUAUUAUUUUUGUAUUAAAAAGCCACGAUACUAUAUAACGGAAGUGUCCAACAAGUGUUUUUUAAUCAAAUGAAACAGAUUAAAAGAAAAAAUCUCUAAAAUUUUAAAACGCAGCUAUUAUCUAAUAAGCUUUAUAAUAAAUUCAUAAAGUAAAAAAAAAAAAUUUUUUUUGAAUAUAAAAAAAUUAAUACCUUCGUAAAAAAAAUUUUUAUAUAUUUAAACUUCUCAAGUGAUUCACCAGCAGAGCAACAAAAAGAGACGCACUACGCCAUAAACAUACACGGCGAUAGGUGCGAACGCAAUAGCAACAACAACAGCGUGAGUCAUAAAAGUGAAAUGAAAAUGCGGAUAAAAAGAGAAUCUCCGUGCCUUCUUUUGAGAUUUAUGCCAAUCAACAAAAUCGCUAAUCACAAAGAUUAUAAUAGUCAUAAAAGAUCAAAAGAAAAUUUAACAGCAACAACGCCAUGUGAUGAACAAAUGCCGAUUUCCACCUCAUCAUCCACAUCUUCAAAUCGUUCACCACUAACGAGAAGUUGUUCCAGUCCUGCUGUGUAUGACAUUGAAACGCAUCCCGCCUCACCAGUUUUUCCACAUUUGCUGCUUGGUAACGGCAGAGAUGCUGAUGAUCCAAGUAGAGUUGGUGCAAAUUGUGUGUUAAAUGUUACCUGCCAAAAGCCCACAACAAAUAAUAUGCCGGGCUUAAAAUACAUGCAAAUACCUGCCAGUGAUACACCACAUCAAAAUAUUAAACAAUAUUUUCAGGAAGCGUAUGAUUUUAUAGUAAAAAGUUUAUGGAAACAACGAUAUUACGGUCAUGCUUACGACUUACGAUAUUUGCAAGCUUUACCAUUGUACACGUUCUACGGAGUGGGUAGCACUGCUUUUUAA
Teleopsis dalmanni is the source of this 1183-nucleotide messenger RNA. RefSeq names its product dual specificity protein phosphatase 10-like. The transcript has 4 exons. Gene Ontology annotation, cellular component: cytoplasm; cytosol. Gene Ontology annotation, biological process: negative regulation of MAPK cascade. The record is from RefSeq and is a predicted model, not a curated record. Gene Ontology annotation, molecular function: MAP kinase tyrosine/serine/threonine phosphatase activity; protein tyrosine/threonine phosphatase activity. Bases 632 to 1183 code for a protein of 183 amino acids. Lineage: Eukaryota; Metazoa; Arthropoda; Insecta; Diptera; Diopsidae.